AUGUCCAGGAUAGGAACGUGUCAAUGUGAACCCAAUCUGGUGCGAGAUGGUACUGGUACAUGUUCAGCUCCACCAGCUCCACCAACCACAAACAGUACUGAUGAUGACAAGAUUGUGAAGUACCAUUGGGAAGAGGUGAAUGGACCCUUACAGGAACAUAGUAUCAGUGGGGAUUCUUCUAUGUUGAAGUUACAGAACCUUUCUCCUGGCAACUAUACAUUUAAAUUAACGGUAACAGAUUCUGAUGGUGCUGUCAAUUCAUCUCAGGCUAAUGUCACUGUCCAUAAAGAAACUGAUUAUCCCCCUAAAGCCAAUGCAGGAUCAGAUGUAGUGAUCCACCUUCCAGUGAAAUCAGUGAUCCUGUAUGGUAACGCCAGCACUGAUGAUAAGGGUAUCGUUAGCUAUGAGUGGACCAAAACUGGUGACACUGAUAUCACUAAUGAUGUUUCAGGCGUCAGGACACCAUUUUUACAUCUAAAAGAUCUGGAAGUAGGAGACUACACCUAUACAUUGAAAGUGACGGAUGCCAGCGGACAGUCUUCUUCUGCUGAUGUUCACGUUUUUGUGAAACCAG
Molecule: messenger RNA, 574 nt
Organism: Lottia gigantea (owl limpet)
Lineage: Eukaryota; Metazoa; Mollusca; Gastropoda; Lottiidae
Exons: 5
Cellular component (GO): cytoplasmic vesicle; plasma membrane
Source: RefSeq, a predicted model, not a curated record